Molecule: messenger RNA, 1461 nt
Organism: Daphnia pulex (common water flea)
Lineage: Eukaryota; Metazoa; Arthropoda; Branchiopoda; Diplostraca; Daphniidae
Exons: 4
Coding region: 513-1103 (196 amino acids)
Source: RefSeq, a predicted model, not a curated record
GGAGAGAGAAAAGGCGAAGGUAAAUCAGUCGAGUGAGGAUCUCCGACACGGCAUCAACUGCAGCGCACUAUCUGUCACCAUCUGCCUUCCUCAUCGUAUUACUAGUGCGGAAGCAUAGUGUUUAAAUUUAUUAAUUGUCUAGUUACUAUGGCGUCGUGCUGCUGUUGGGUGUUGUAUCGUUGAUGGCUGGGUCGACGACGAGUGUGCCGAUGUCUCCUGGGUAUGGCGGAUACCAAACCGCAACGCCGCCGCCUUACUACACAACAACAUACGCAACGGCCAUUUACUACACCGAGGCCUCCAAGUACUACACCACCAAGGCUCCAGAGUAUUAAACCACAACUUAUGAUGCCCCUGCCUACUACACCGAUGCCCCUAUUUACUACAACACCGAAAAGCUUAAGUACUACGCUAAAACCUACGCUGCCCCGAGCUACUACACCGCCGCCAAGAAGUAUAACUCUGCCCUGAGCUACAUCACCAGAGAGCCAGAGUACUACACCGAGGCUCCUAUGUACUACAUCAGUGAGGCACCGAAUAUUACACGACUUUGUAUGCUGCCCGUGUCUACUGCACCGAGGCCUCUAAUUACUACAACACCAAAGCGCUCAAGUACUACCACCUGCAUCUGUCCCCAUCUGCAUUCCUCAUCGUGUAACCGGUUCGCAAUUAUGGUUAAUUAUGGCGUCGUGCUGCUGUUGUGUGUUGUAUUGAUGAUGGCUGGGUCGACCACUGGUGUACCGAUGUCUCCAUGCGAUGGAGAAUACCAAACCGCAACGCCGCCGCCUUACUACACAACAACAAUUUACGCAACGACCAGUCCUUGCACCGAGGUCUUCAAGUACUACACAACUAAAGCACCGGAGUUUUGUACCACAACUUACGCUACCCUGAGCCACUACAAUGACGCCCUGAAGUAUUACUCUGCCCCGAGUUACUACACCACCAAGGCGACGGAGUACUACAUGACAACGCAUGCUGCCCCAUCCGACUACACCAAGGCUCCCAACUGCUACACCAAAACGGUCGAAUACUACACCGAAGUGGCAAAGUACUUCUCUGCCCCGAUCUACUCAACCAGAACUGAGGCGGUCAAGUAUUAGCAUCCCAACUUGCCACACAAAAGCUGCUCUUUCGUGCUACGUUGAACUGAAACACUACCCUGAUGCUCCAGUCUACUACACCACGGUCUUCCCUACAUCUAGCUACAACGCCGCAGCCCUUAAGUACUACACCGAAGAAGCCGCCUAUUACACAACCAAGUACUCUGCCUGGUAUACCACAUCGAGGAAUUUAAGUAUUACUCUGCUCCAAACUACUACCAUCUGAAGUUCAUAUGUAUUACACCAGCAAUUCUCCUGACUUUGUCACCACUACUUAUGUUGCUCCGACCUAUCGAAGUUCUGAAGUAUUUCACUGGAUGUGUUGAAAGAUUGCUGAAAUACAAGAUUGAUCGAUAAA